Arabidopsis thaliana (thale cress) is the source of this 833-nucleotide messenger RNA. RefSeq lists its product as uncharacterized. The transcript has a single exon. NCBI's taxonomy places the organism in Eukaryota, Viridiplantae, Streptophyta, Magnoliopsida, Brassicales, Brassicaceae. The coding region runs from base 375 to 530 and encodes 51 amino acids. The record is from RefSeq and is marked reviewed.
CUUACAUAUCAAAUAUAUUUUAUUCAUUCUAUAAACUAAAAGAAAAAAUCCUUUCUCUCAUCUCCCUUUCUGUUGCUUACCAUUUUUUCAAAACUGUCUUUGAAGUGAUGAUAUGGACAGGUUUUCUCUCCUGCUUUUUGUUUUAUCUUUUAGAAAUCCAAAUUUUCAUAUCUCGUAGAAUAGUAAUCUCUUAUUUAUUAACCUUAUGGAAAUGAGUUUUUGUCCCUCGUAGACUUGUUGAGUGUGAAUACAAAGGUGGUGUUUUCGCAUUAAACCUUUUUUUUUUGCUGUGAAAAAUGUUCUACUUUUGAUAGGGUAAAUGGGAGGUUCAAGGCCCAUCAUAAUAGAAAUCUUCUUCUUUUUUUAUCAUAUGGAUGCUCCUCCCCUCUAAUCACUCAUUUUAUCAUUCUCAUUUUUUAUAUUUACCGCUAAUGCAAGAAUCUCAUCUUCCAGCUUCUGGUCAGAGGCUUGACCAUUUGUAUAUGCGCUUCUCCCAUGUCCCGUAUAAACCAAAAUUCUCAAGGUUCUAGAGAUUUUCUAUACCGACAUGGCGAAAGCGUAAACAAGAACAGUCAAGCAUCUGACCAGGAGUUGAAAAUGGAAUCUUGAGUUAGAAGCGAAUGUAAAGACAUGAAAUGAAGUGAGAGUGAUCAAAGGCGACCAAAAUCCAAUGUUAUGUACUUAUGACUAGACAAUUUUUAAUUUUGUAGAUGAAUGAAUACAUGUUUGAUAUUUGAAUACCCAAGUUAGACCUAAACUAAUCGUCUAAUCCAAUGAAACUUUUUGAUUUUUUUUGGUAUUGGUAAGAAUGUUUAAUAAGAUGAAAAUAUGUA